Lemur catta (Ring-tailed lemur) is the source of this 762-nucleotide messenger RNA. Its product is annotated as PSME3-interacting protein-like. Bases 1 to 762 code for a protein of 253 amino acids. The transcript has a single exon. NCBI's taxonomy places the organism in Eukaryota, Metazoa, Chordata, Mammalia, Primates, Lemuridae. Gene Ontology annotation, cellular component: nucleus. The record is from RefSeq and is a predicted model, not a curated record.
AUGGGUGGAGGGGAUGAUGGUAACCUUGUUAUCAAAAAGAGGUUUGUAUCUGAGGCAGAACUAGAUGAAUGGUGCAAGAGACAAGAACAAUGGGAGAAAGUUCAAAAACCUGAAGAUCCACAAGAAUGCCCAGAGGAGGUUUAUGACCCUCGGUCUCUAUGUGAAAGGCUGCAGGGACAGAAAGACGGGAAGAGGCAAGAGUAUGAGGAGCAGUUCAAAUUCAAAAACAUGGUCAGAGGCUUAGAUGAAGAUGAGACUAACUUCUUUGAUGAGGUUUCUCGGCAGCAGGAACUAAUAGAAAAGCAACUAAGAGAAGAAGAACUGAAAGAACUGACAGAAUGCAGAAAUAAUCUCAAGAAGUUUGGAAUUUCUUUAGAAAACAAGAAAGCAAUGGAGAAGACAGUGGCUGUGCAAUCCCUAGAAACCAAGAACAAGUUCUCCCAGGCAAAGCUGUUGGCAGGAGCUGUGAAGCCUAAGAGCUCAGAGAGUGGCAACAGUAUGAAAAGACGGAAACCGGACCCUAACCCAGAUGACAGGAAUCAAGACGCCUCGUCCUGCAAGUCUCCUGGAAACACUUCACUGAGCGGCCCCUCCAUCCUCCGCCCCUCCGCUACAGUCUGCACUGGCAUCCCGCCAGGCCUGGGCGCCUGCUCUGGGGACAGCCACUCCGAAUCCCGCCCAGACAGUGAAGGCACCAGCAAGGCCACCGGGAAGAUCCUCUCCUCCAUCUUCCAAACCAACACCUUUCUCAAGGACCCCUAG